AUGGUUACAAAGGGUACAUAUUCCACUAUCACUGUCGCUAUUUUUGGAAUCCCUCUAUCAGCUCUUCCAUCUAGUCAAUUUUCUGUUACCACCUCUAACGCUUCUAUACCUGCGACAACUUCGCCUAUAACGAGUGGAAAUCCAGCAAUACCUCUUCUAGCAUCCAGAACCACCCCCAUUUCACGGCCUACUUCUGAGACCCCUGCUAAAGUAAUUAUAGAUUUCUUUUUAUAUCAGGAGCCUAAUGAUUUUCACGAAAACUUGAAUCUGAUCAAGCAAGCAGAACUCUCUUCUCCUAGUUCCCAAGAAAGCAAGCAACUUGAACCUCCUGUAAAGGCAUCUGCUUGCAUUCAUAAUGAACCUGUGGGUCUAUAUGAAGAUGGAGAAAUUCAGGAUAUUGACUACGAAGAAAUUUCUUCCAACGAGGAUCUUUUCUCUGAUAUGGAGGAAGAAGAAUUGAGUGAAAAACAAACCAGGAACCAAGCUUCUGAUAUUAAUGAAAGAACUACUGAAUUCGCUGAACUCAACUGGAAGUUUGAAGUUUCAGAACUAUUCUCUCUCGAGAAUGCUCAGCUCUUCGAGAAAAUGCGUCUAACUGAUCCCACACUAACAAUAUUUCAGGUAGCUAAUUUGUUUUGCUUUUAUCCAAAUAUUUGCUAUUCAGGGCUUAAUACUUCGACUUGA
Messenger RNA from Protopolystoma xenopodis, 684 nucleotides. The record is from the annotation of a GenBank genome assembly. NCBI's taxonomy places the organism in Eukaryota, Metazoa, Platyhelminthes, Monogenea, Polystomatidea, Polystomatidae.